Messenger RNA from Miscanthus lutarioriparius, 1116 nucleotides. The record is from the annotation of a GenBank genome assembly. Lineage: Eukaryota; Viridiplantae; Streptophyta; Magnoliopsida; Poales; Poaceae.
AUGGGGACAGGGUGGCGGAGGGCGCUGUGCACGUCGGUCCAGUGGGACGACGACCGGGAUGACCGCGACGCCAAGAACAAGAAGCGCCGGCCGCAGCACGACGCGCCCAGCCCACGCAGCACCAGCGGCGGCGGCUUCUUCUCCGCCGUCAAGAGCGGCAGCAACCCGUCCACGCCCACCCUCCGCUGCCGCACCAGGCCGCUGCAGCAGCCGGCGGACCCCGCCCCCGUGACGCCGCCGCCCUCCGCGCCGGCGCCCGCGCGGAAGCACCGCGUGCCGCUCUUCCAGGCGCUGUCGGCGCCGCCCUCGCCCAGAUCCCCUUCCAGAUUCGCGCUGCUCAAGGCGUCGCUGCUCCCGUCCAAGUCCCGGUGUGGCGUGUGCUCGCGCGGCGUCAAGAGCGGCGGCAGCUCGGCGGUGUUCACGGCCGAGUGCUCCCACGCCUUCCACUUCCCCUGCAUCGCCGCCCGCGCGCGCCUCCUCCUCCGCCAACGGCGUCCUGUCCUGCCCGUCUGCGCCUCGCCGUGGCGCCAGGCGCCGUUCCUCGCCUCCCUCCGCCUUCACUGCUCCUUCCACGAAGACGCGCAGAGCAAACACCGAGGCGGCGGCGGCGACGGCCGCAAGACGCCGCCGCCCGCCUCCGCCGCCGCUACCGGUGGUGGUGGCCCCAAGCUCUACGACGACGACGAGCCGCUGCUGGCGCCAAGGCCGCGGCCAACGGCGGCGGCUUCAACCCGAUCCCGGAGGCCGACGAGGACGACGACGAGGAGCAGGGCGCUGCCGAGUUCAGGGGCUUCUUCCCGCGGCCCAGCACCACGUCGGCCUGGCCGUCACCGUGGCGCCCGAGGCCGCGCUCGUGUCCUCGGGCCGGCGCCACGGCAAGUACGUGGUGGCCGUCAAGGUCAAGGCGCCCGGGCUGCGCUCCUCGUCGGCGGCCCCGCGGCGCGCGCCUAUCGACCUGGUCACCGUGCUGGACGUCAGCCAGGGCAUGAUGGGCGAGAAGCUGCAGAUGCUCAAGCGCGGAUGCGCCUCGUCGUCGCCUCCUCGGCCCCGCCGACCGCCUCUCCAUCGUCGCGUUCUCCGGCGCCGCCAAGCGCCUGCUGCCGCUGCGCCGGAUGA